Molecule: messenger RNA, 6799 nt
Organism: Coregonus sp. 'balchen'
Lineage: Eukaryota; Metazoa; Chordata; Actinopteri; Salmoniformes; Salmonidae
Source: the annotation of a GenBank genome assembly
CCAUAGAAGAAGAAGAAGAAAUCAUAUGGCGGGAAUCUGGAUGUUUUGGUGUUGUAAACAUUCAGUACGCACAGCUUCUCGUUUUGGGUUUUUAUCAAAUAGUUUGCAAGAAUAACUUUAAAUACCAAGGUAAAAUGGUUGAAGGUCCAGGAUGCACAUUGAAUGGAGAAAAGAUCCGCUCGAGGGUCAAAAGAGGACAGAAAGUGAAAGAAUUCAGGGGAAGCUUGACGACAAACACACAAGUAAGUUGCUAACGUUCGCUAGCUAGCUACCUCUUGUUGUAACUUGCUAACGUUAGGAAAUUGUAACGAACGUUAUUUUUUGCAGAGGAAUGCCACCAAUACGAUCUCCUUCCAGAUUUUCAUGGGCUGUCAAUACACAGGAGUUGAGACCCUUGGAAAGGAACUCUUCAUGUACUUUGGCCAAAGAGCUCUGAGGUAACUAGCAGUUAUUAUGUGGUUGACGUUAUUUUAUUGAUAUGAAUCAAUGGAUUAAAUUAAUGUAUUAAAUGUCUAACGUACCACUGCAUUUCUGAACUGUUUACAUUUGUCAUUAUCUAUCUUCUAAUGGCAGAGUCCACUUUGGUAUGGAUGGCUCUAUGCGAAUCAACCACACUGACAGGAAAAGCAGAAAGGGAUCACCCCCUGUACUGGAGAUCCACCUGACCAAUGACACAGUCUCCUUCUUUGACUCUACUGUGGAAAUCAGGUACGGGGAUAAACUAGAGGCUAAUUCACACUGGGCUGGAACAAAAGCCUGCACUUGUAGGUGCCAAUCCCUGUUGUGAAGCACUACACAUUUGCUCCUGGCAUCAACCCAUAUAGUUCCAAUUGUGCCUUUGAUUGUCAUCAUUCUAACAUUAAAUUGGGUCCUCUACACACACACACAUGUGAUUACAGACCAGAUGUGUGACCAAGUCACUAUUAUUCGGGUCAUCAGCAAGUCUCAAGUCAAAAGGUCAGAGUCUCAAGUUGAGUCCCAAGUAGAACGGGUCAAGACUCGAGUCAAGUCCAAGUCGUGCAUUCUAAGAGCAAGUCGAGUUGAGCCACACGUUUUCAAGUCAAGUCUCAAGUGAAGUAAAAAAAAAAAAUCUAUACAUGUCUAUUUAUUGAGGCUACCAGAAAGAGUGUAGAUGUAUUUACAGGUCUAGGUGAUCCAAUGGUAAAAGUGCCAUAUCAUGCAAAAUAUAAAAUCAGAUUUAUCAAAUAUACAUGGGCAAUAGCCCAAAAGAAAUAGCCUCUGUAUCAUGCUUAACCUGUCCUAUCUGAACUAACAGGAGCUCAAACAGGUAGGCCUACAUAAUAUAAGCACUUGGCCCCAGGACCAUACAUUUACCCAAUUGACAAUUACAACCAAUAAACUAAUUCUACAAUGUAAAAGCGAUUUCCACAUCCAUUGUUACAUUGGUACUUUUGUCUUAAUCAGACUUAAUUAUUAUUAAUGAUAUUUCAACACCAUGCAUACAUGGAACAAUCAUUUUGUCUUAUACAACGUUCUGACUCCAAAGCGUAAGUAAAUUAUGAAUUUCAAGCAACUGUUACAUACCAAAAGACCAGUAGGCCUAUGCUAGUAAUUGUUGCCCCAUUGCUGGUGAGCUUGCAAAGUAAACAUAUUUAUUUAUUAUGGCAAUCCUCUCCCUACAAUUUGACAUUUGGGCUGUACCCGAUUCGUCUAUAUCUGUAAAGCAAAUCAGCAAUCUGUUCACUAGCUCAACCGACCUGUGUUUACUGGUCCGAUCAGAGUGCCGAGUGUGCGUUUUGCUAGCCAAUUUGUUGCAGGGUUUUUUGCAAGGGCGAUGCAGUGGCUACUCUCUGGCUGCAUGUAGAGUAAUCCAUGUAGACUCUGUGCCACAAAAUGAGUGACAAAACCUGGCCAGAUAAUUACAAGUCAUUGGUCUCAAGUCAAAGUCCAGUCCCAAGUCUUGAGGGUCCAAGUCAAGUCUCAAGUAAUUUUAUUUCAUAUCAAGUCAAGUCUUCAAAUUUGUGACUCGAAUCAGAGUCAAGUCAUGUGACUUAAGUCCACAACUCUGUUGCAGACUGAUGGAAGACUGUGAACAGAGAGUGAGAGCUAUGGAGAGUCUGGAUGUCUGCUCCGCUAAGUUCAGCUUCUCCCACGCGGAGGAGACGGUGAGGAGGCAGAGCUGCAGGAUGCUGUGUGAUGUACUCCUAGACCAGGCCGUCCUACCAGGAGUGGGAAACAUUAUUAAGAACGAAGCCCUGUUUGACUCCGGUCUUCACCCUUCUGUUAAGGUGGGUAAAGCUGAUGCACCAUUUUAGAUACCUAUACAUUAUGAGCAAGCUCCAGUCAUGUUUUGGAUUGCCUCUAGGCUAUUUAGCAUGCAUUACAAAUUACAUGGAAUCCAUUCAGUAAGUGACUUUGGAUUAAUUUAUUCAGCACUGUUGUGACUGAGUAGUGUAUUUCAUUGCUAUAAUUUGCUAAAUGGUUAAGAUUUCAAAAUGCUAAUUAGAAUGGAACGAAGUCAAUGGCAUGCAUACAAUUUUCCAAAUUGUGAUUGCUAUCUUUCAGGUCAAACAACUCACGGAUACCCAGGUCCACCAUCUUGUGAAAAUGACACGAGAUUUCACCCUUCUAUUUUACAAGGUAGGCUACACUUAGCAAUGCAAUGAAAGAGAUAUCCUAUGUGCUAAAUGACCUCUUAAUUUAAUAAAAACGCUUUACAGUAGUAUAAAGACCAUGUAUUCAUCAGCCAUGUCCUUUUCUUUCACUUCUGUUUUAUCUCAGUGCCGUAAGAUAGGCUCCGCUCUCAACAAACACUACAAAGUCUACAAACGGCCUCAGUGUGGUCAGUGCAACGGGGCCAUCACCGUCUGUCGCCUCGGAGACAACGGAAGGAUGACGUACUUCUGCAACCGCUGCCAGACUGGUGACCCAAGCGAGGUUAAUGUGAGGUAAAGUCACAGGAUCUGAAUUUAAGCUGAAUUAAAAUAGAAAUUAGUUGGGAUAAAAGCCUUGGAUCCCGACACUUCAGGAUUUUCCUCACAUGGGCUGACUUACAAUUAACAUCGGUUCUGAUCAUUGGCCACCCACGGUACUCGUAAACGUUGCUUGAAUCACGCUGCAUAAUAGCAGGUCAGCUGGCAAGAAAUCCAGGAUUCACCGGGGUAAACAGGUAUAAAUGACGGAACUUGUUAGUUAAAAAAAUAUAUAUACAGCUCUGGAAUAAAAUUAAGAGACCACUGCAAAAUUAUCAGUUUCUCUGGUUUUACUAUUUAUAGGUAUGUGUUUGGGUAAAAAUAACAUUUUUGUUUAAUUCUAUAAACUACUGACAAAAUUUCUCCCAAAUUCCAAAUAAAAAUAUUGUCAUUUAGAGCAUUUAUUUGCAGAAAAUGACAACUGGUCAAAAUAACAAAAACGAUGCAGUUGUCAGACCUCGAAUAAUGCAAAGAAAAUAAGUUCAUGUUCAUUUUUAAACACAAUACUAAUGUUUUAACUCAGGAAGAGUUCAGAAAUCAAUAUUUGGUGGAAUAACCCUGAUUUUCAAUCACAGCUUUCAUGCGUCUUGGCAUGCUCUCCACCAGUCUUUCACAUUGAUGUUGGGUGACUUUAUGCCACUCCUGGCGCAAAGAUUCAAGCAGCUCGGCUUUGUUUGAUGGCUUGUGACCAUCCAUCUUCCUCUUGAUCACAUUCCAGAAUUUUUCAAUGGGGUUCAGGUCUGGAGAUUGGGCUGGCCAUGACAGGGUCUUAAUCUGGUGGUCCUCCAUCCACAGCUUGAUUGACCUGGCUGUGUGGCAUGGUGCAUUGUCCUGCUGGAAAAACCAAUCCUCAGAGUUGGGGAACAAUGUCAGAGCAAAAGGAAAAGGAAGCAAGUUUUCUUCCAGGACAACCUUGUAUGUGGCUUGAUUCAUGCGUCCUUCACAAAGACAAAUCUGCCCGAUUCCAGCCUUGCUGAAGCACCCCCAGAUCAUCACCAAUCCUCCACCAAAUUUCACAGUGGGUGCGAGACACUGUGGCUUGUAAGCCUAUCCAGGUCUCCGUCUAACCAUUAGACGACCAGGUGUUGGGCAAAGCUGAAAAUUGGACUCAUCAGAGAAGAUGACCUUACUCCAGUCCUCUACGGUCCAAUCCUUAUGGUCUUUUGCAAACCUCAGCCUGGCUCUUCUUUGAUUCUCAUUGAUGAAGGGCUUUUUUCUAGCUUUGCACGACUUCAGCCCUGCCCCUAGGAGCCUGUUUCGAACCGUCCUCUCCGUGCACUUCACCCCAGCUGCCGUUUGCCAUUCUUUUUGUAGGUCACUUGAUGUCAUCCUACGGUUGUUGAGUGUCAUUCGAAUGAGUUGGCGGUCAUCCCGGUCAGUAGAGAGUUGUUUUCGCCCUCUGCUGGUCUGUAGCUUUGUUGUCCCCAAUGUCUGCUGCUUGACCUUGUUCUUAUGAACCGCCGUCUUUUACAUUUUAAGGAUGGAAGCAACCUGACGCUCACUGUAUCCCUCUGCCAGUAAAGUCAGAAUUGAACCCUUCUUUUCCUCACUCAAAACUUUCCUUUUCAACUCUUUGGCAUGGUCAAUAGUUAUUUUUUGAUUCAUAUUACUUUUGAGGUACUAUUGGCACUGUUUUUGCCAUCCAGCUGGUCCUAUUGCAAGAGGAUAGUGAUGACCACAGCAGUGGUUUUUAUACUUUUCGUCGUUAAAUAAGAUUUUGUUCAGGUGAUCACCUAAUCAGUACCUAAUUCAGUAGAAUGAGGUGUGCCUGUGUUGGAAUUCAACAGACACUGGAAUGGAAUGGCUGUCAUACAUGUAGAGAUGCUGAUUUAAGAAGAAAUUGCAGUGGUCUCUUCAUUUUUUCCACAGCUGUAUAUAUAUUUUCUUUUUAUUGAAGGCAUUAUGCAUCUUGUAGGUGAAUUUGCAUAUAUGUAAUAUAAUCUGAAUGUAAAAGGUACUGGUGAACAAGAAUGAACCUUGUCUUCCUUAUACUUCCUCUUCUUUAGCAAGCUCCCGACCAGGAACACUUUAGUUGGCUGGGCUUACCAAAGCAGCAUGAGUAGCAACGAUCACAUGGCCAAGAGGGAGGAAGAGGAGUGGGCCUGUCAACUCUGCACUCUGAUCAACCAGCCUAUGAGCAAGGCCUGUGACGCCUGCCUGACCCCUAGGCCUGAGCGUGAGUAGUCAACUACUCUUAUAUGGACCAAUGUGGUUGUGUCAAACCAAUUCUAAUCACAUUUAGGUCUGGUUUCAUAUACCCAUGACUCAGCAGUACAUUGUAUUCAGUUAUGACAAUGUGUCUGUGCAGGUUUCCUUGACCCAGAAUGAGCCUCCUCCUGGACUAAUAUAGCAUUCUCAAUGUUGAAUCUCAAUUUAGUUACUUAAUCCAGCUCUAAACUCACAAAACUAUAGAAUGUGAAUAGAUUGAGGCUGUUUAAUAAAAUAGACAGUUUUCCCACUGUCCUCGUCCCCUCCACAGUCCCCAAAGUCGAUGUCAGCCCCGAGAGCUCGCCCUUCACCAGAGAUCUGAUCAAGUACCCCUGCAAUGCCUUUUCCAAACCACAAGAGGGCCUGAAAGUCAACCGCAGGGCAGCAUUCGGGAACACCACCCUGAUGUUCACCGACCUCAGCCCGAAGGCGAGCCCCGUCAACUCUCCCCUUCCCCUAUCCUCCGCUAACAGUCAGUUAAAUUCCACAGCAAGAGGUUUAAAUAAACACAUCUGCCAGGGAAAAAGAAGUAGUCCCAAUUACGCCUCUGGUGGCUGGCAGGACAAAAGUAGGGAGCUCUCCAAAGGGGAAUCAACGAUGGUCUCCUACAGUCAGCCGCACAAGAAAAUGAGAAUUGAUCAUGGUCCCUUUUCCGGCAGUAACGAACCUCAAAACGGAACCCACCCUAAUUUGAGGUGAGUGAAUGGGGUGCUUUGGUAUUCGUAAGUAAAACAUUAUAACGAGGUAGUUUGUGACUUUUGUGUGGGUAACUGGGAUGGAAAAGUAUCCUGCUCUCUGUACUUUACAGAAUAGUUGAUUAAUGAACAUACUGUACGUGUUGCUCUGCUCAAUGAGCCCAGAAUGUAGGUCAGGGUGCUAAAUAAAAUGUUCACUACAACUGUUAAUAUACUGUAUUUUGAUUGAAAGAAGUUGAAUACUAACAAAUACAUGCGGAAUGGUUUAAAAUUCAAAGAUGUUAUCAAGUGUAGAGAUAAUUAAACAUACUCCAGUUCAAUUAACAGCUGAUCAUUUGACAGCGAAUUUCAUACCAAUUAUCUAACAGUAAUCAUUUUCUCCGCCUGUCAGCCCCCCUCAAAACAAAGCGCCAACUGGGGGUACACAGACCCAGUCCCCUCCCAGCAACCCUUGCUGUGUGUCCCAUGGGAGGCCCAGUGUGCUCCGAGUGGUUACCAAGCAGGGAGACAACAAAGGAAGACAGUUCUACACCUGCUCGCUCCCAAGGGAGACACAAUGCAAAUUCUUUGAGGUAAGAAUUAUGGGGGAAUUGGUCUACAUGUCCGUUAGUAGGUAGAUAUUGUGGCUGUGUUUGUUCGAACAUAAAGAAGUACAUUUUGAAGACAUUGCUAGUUUGUGGAAUAUGUAUUUUCCUCCUGAUUCACAGACAUAGAAGACUAUUAGACUGACCAGGAAAAACUGGUGCCUCAGAAUGACCGUAUUCUCACUUAUUUCCUUAGUGGGCUGAUACACACUUUCCAUUCUGUAACCAUGCAAAACGCUGCCUGAUGAGGACUGUACUCAAACUAGGACCAAACAACGGCCGCAACUUUUACGUAUGCAGUUUCCCAAAGGGCAAGCAGUGUGAUUUCUUCCAGUGGGCAGAAAAUGGUCCAGGAAUCUCCAUCCUUCCUGGUUGCUGA